Messenger RNA from Rhipicephalus microplus (southern cattle tick), 600 nucleotides. RefSeq lists its product as uncharacterized. Lineage: Eukaryota; Metazoa; Arthropoda; Arachnida; Ixodida; Ixodidae. The record is from RefSeq and is a predicted model, not a curated record.
AUGAAAGAAGAGAGCAGGUGCCAUCAGGACGCUGAGAAACACUGCAACCGGAAGAUAGUGCAGAUGCUGAAGACACAACUUGAGUGCAAGCUGAACCAUCUUCAUGGCGAGGCCAUGAGGAUGCAGUCGGGUAGACGUGAGCAUGCCAAACUUACGAAGAACCCGAGCGAGUACGAGAUUCAGGUCUGCAAGAUCAAGCAAGAAGUGGCGGGCAUGAAGAAAAACAAGGUGGCUUUGGUGGCCAAGAAGAAAGAAGAGAGCAGGUGCCAUCAGGAGGCUGAGAAUCGGUGCAUCCGCAAGACAGCACAGAUGCUCAAGGGCUCAGAACCGCACAAAGGAAACAGUCUUGAAGCAGCGCCACGAGGAGAUGGCCACUAUUCGCAGACAGACAUUAAGUGCAAGCUGAACCAUCUUCAAGGCAAGCCCAAAAAGAUGCAGUCAACCAGACGUGAACAUGCCAAGCUUACGAAGAACCCGAGCAAGUACAAGAUACAUUUCCGCCAGCUCAAGCAAGAAGUGGCGGGAAUGAAGAAAAACAAGGUGACUUUGGCGGCCAAGAUGAAAGAAGAGAGCAGUCGCCAUGAAGAGGCUGAGAAGUGA